Molecule: messenger RNA, 1682 nt
Organism: Bombyx mandarina (wild silkworm)
Lineage: Eukaryota; Metazoa; Arthropoda; Insecta; Lepidoptera; Bombycidae
Product: NADH dehydrogenase [ubiquinone] 1 alpha subcomplex assembly factor 3
Biological process (GO): mitochondrial respiratory chain complex I assembly
Cellular component (GO): mitochondrial inner membrane
Source: RefSeq, a predicted model, not a curated record
UUGAUCAGCUGAGUGGAUAAAAAGCGUUUAGGAGGCGAAUAACAAUUAGAAUUUCUCUUAUUUUCAUUGAACUAACAAGUAGAAACGUCAUUCUUAUAAUAGGCUGAAAAAUGUUUCAAAAUACAAUAAGGCAUAUCAACGUUUUAUCAAAAAGAAAACUUCCUAUUAUGAGUUUUACACGUACCAAAGCAGCGUACGAAGGAGAGGGCAAGACGACUGUGAGAGUUCUGAACAACGAAUAUGACCUCGGACUAAUGAUUGACUCUUUUGCUACUUAUGGCUUCAAGUUAAACAACGGCAUCACAGUUUUAGGACCUAUGGCCAUAUUUCCAAGAACGGUAUUAUCUUGGCAAGUCGCAGAUUCGGAUGACGUCACCGAGGAGUCCCUGAAGCUGUUCAAACUGCUCGAGCCUAGAAUCGAUCUGCUUAUCUUAGGCUUGGAUACGACGGAUCGUUCGAAAAUAGACAAAGCAUUCAGGGCGGCCCGCGCGAACGAAUUGAACAUCGAAAUCUUGGCAACAGAACAUGCCUGUUCCACAUUCAACUUCCUGAACGCAGAGGGCAGAUCCGUGGCUGCUGCCCUGAUACCACCGUUCAAAGUCAACAUGAACGAAGACGAUAUGCUUGAAGUGAAGAUGCACUACAGUGAUAUAUUCCAGAAAGGAUUCUCGAAGCCUUCAGGGAAAUAAAGAAAAUCACUGGCAACACUGUGUAGUGUGUGUAAAAGUAGGGACUUUUGUCGGGAGCACGCAAAGCGGUUUGCUGUUUUAUUUAGUCAAUUUAGAUUACUGAUUUGAACGUGUAAUGGUCGAUUAAGAAAUGUUUCCUCAUUGAGAAAAUUCUCGAGCGUAGAGAAAUUGUUAAAAACGCUUCUUUUAUCGAAAAAUCUAGGGAAAUAUAUACAAAAAUUCCCGACAUUUUACCGAUGUAUUUUUUCUUACUUAACAGUGUUAUAAAUUUAGUAUAUAAAAUAAAUAAAUAACACAAAUACAAAAGUUGCAUUAAAAGUUAAUUUUUUUAAAGUUACUUUUAACACAUAAGAUGUGCUGCAAAAACCAGGAAUAAAGUAACUAAUAUUUUAUAAUAACUAUGGAGGAUAGAAGUAAACCUCCACCAUCUCAGUAUUUUAAAAAGUGUCCCUGAAAGGGUGCGAAUUAAGAUGGUGCCACAGUAGCAAGUGGAAGGAUUUUAGACAGUGCCAUUACUUACCCCACUUCACUUCAACCCGGCACACUUUGCUCUGUUUAAAACUGCUAUAUGCAUAUCAUUUCCACAUCCUACAUUAGCGCUAUUUCGCUGAGUCUUCCAAGGACUGGAUGUUUACAGAUGGACGCUUUUUCAAUUAAUCCCCUAUACAAGAUGGGGCUCUUUACACCUACCCUCCAUAAUAUUAAAUGUGAUAAGGGCUUUUCUGUAAGAAACCGCUCCGAGAGCGUCCCGCUGUCGAAUUGCUGGUUCAUUUUUGUCACCGAUAUCUCGUUUUAGAGCUCAUAGACGUCACACCGAGAAGCCUAAAGGCUAUUUAUGAAUCUAGCGGUAGAGAGUGAUUCACGGGUUCUAUACACUCUGGUAAACAUAUGAUUAUAACAUAACUAAGUUAUGUUUAAAGCUGUUUUCCUUAAUACUUGCUUUCUCUGUUAACUAAUUGUGUUUAUGUAAAUAUUAGUUGAAUAAAGACAUUG